CUGUAGUAUGCGAGUAUCAUUUAACGUACAAAGUGAACGAGUCGUAGUAUUUAAUUCAACGCAGGUCGAUGACAGCAUAGCCCUGUCGUCAAAUGGUGAGAACAACAGAGUGCGAUUUGGGUUGGCUCUUACUUUGAAGCACUCGAUCAGAACUCCGAUCUACGAAGCACAGUGAACUGAUUGCUAUUGAACAACUGCUAUUACUGCAUACUAGUCAAUGCUAUACAUUUUUUACUGGUUGCCGAUCUCUAUUAAAAAGCAAUGAGUAUCGAUUAGUUCGCACAAUAGACUCAGAAUAUUGCACAGUAAACUAAUUAUACAUCCAAAGUUAUUCCAAGACUGCGGCAUCUCAGAUCGUUUCCUGAGGCACAUUCAAACAACGCGUGCACAGUCAACAGAAGUCAUGAGCAAAUGCAUGAGUCGAGCAACUGCUCAAGGUAGUGUACUAUAUUGUAUAGCUCCACAGCAACGUACUUUUAAUACACUCACAGGGUACAUUAGACAACCCUCGAGUUCGCAACAUAUCAGAUCUACAUCGAAUAUACACUGCAAGUAUGGUCAUAAUCGGCAAGCUGUACGAAUACGCAACCAGGUUCAAACAAUACACGUACACAAUGUAGUUGAUUCGAGUGGUUGCAUUUGGCCGCAUAGACAUAUCAGCACACAUACACGGCAGAGAACAGCAAUGUAUACAUACACACAAUCCAGAAUGUCAGGUAUAAAUACACAUCGGAGUGCAAGUACGCUCCAUAGCGCAGGUGGACAUGUCGAUAAAUAUACGCAGACUGAUCAACACAGACAAGCUAGUACAGUGUUUGCCCUGUCAUCUGCUCCUGGUAAAUCAGGCGUGUCUAUAAUUAGAUUGUCUGGGCCAUUUGCGGGAGAUGCCGUAGAGGCCUUAACUAGAAGAAAGAGACCGGCGCCUAGAUAUGCUGCGCUCAGGAAGCUUUUACAUCCAGAAACAGCGGAAGUCUUGGAUUCAGCUCUUAUUCUAUGGUUUCAAGGUCCCAAUAGUUUCACGGGCGAGGACGUUGCUGAAUUGCAUGUGCACGGGGGACGCGCCGUAAUCGCGGGUGUGCUGGCUGCCCUGUCUGACCUAGGUCUUUCCUCGGCUGAACCCGGGGACUUCUCUAAAAGAGCGUUCCAUAAUGGCAAACUAGACGCCACCGAGAUCGAAGGGCUAGCCGAUCUGAUCAAUGCUGAUACUUCGGCGCAGAAGAAGCUGGCGUUGCGCCAAAUGGGGGGCGAAAUGCGACGGGUGUGCGAUGGUUUGAUUGAGCGCAUGACGCACAGUCUGGCAGCGGUAGAGGCGUACAUUGAUUUUGGGGAAGAUGAUCUCAUCGAGAGCGAAGUGUUUGAGCAGGAAAAGAUACACGUGAAUGAUUUGAUUCGAGAUAUCAAUACACACCUGAGUAUUGGAAAACGAGGCGAGCGCACACGUGACGGGGUGCGCGUGGCUAUAGUAGGUCCGCCAAACGCUGGCAAAAGUUCUCUUCUCAACGCACUCACGCGUAGGGCUGCUUCGAUUGUAUCGCCUAUACCUGGGACUACGCGAGAUGUGGUGGAAACGCUGUUAGAUUUGGAUGGUUUUCCGGUCGUACUGGCUGAUACUGCUGGUAUCCGAGAGACCACGGAUCAGAUCGAGGCCGAAGGAGUGCGGCGUAGUAUACAGAGGAUAGGUUCGUGUGACAUUCGUGUAUGUGUGCUGGAUGGUACCGAACUGAAUUCCAACCACACCCACAGUCAAUUGGCAUUGGAGUCACUGGAAAAGCAGCACACGGAUGGCUAUGGUGAAGAUGGGCGUUUCAGCACAAUCCUUGUGGUGAAUAAGACAGAUCUAAUGUCAACCGAUGAUCGAUCCGCAGCAGUCGCUGCGCUGCAGAAGCAGUUUGGUACGACGGCGCCUAUCAGUUUCACGUCGUGCCGUACGGAUGGCGCUGAUAUAUCUCAGCUGCUCGAUAGUCUCUGCGAGGCUGUAAAAGAAAGCUGUGAAUCGGCUGUGACUGGCUCGUUGAUGAUCACGCAGAAUAGACAUCGGGAAGCCCUUAUGCAGUGCGUCUCCGCUUUGGAACGAUUCAGUGGCUCUGGCGAUGUAGCCAUCGCUGGUGAGGAGUUGCGGCUGGCUAUACGGCAUCUGGGCCGAAUUACUGGGCGCGUGUCUGUGGAGGAAGUGCUAGACGUGCUGUUCGCCGAUUUCUGUAUAGGCAAAUAGUGUGUCUCGUACUGUGAGAUAGUUGGUAUUUUGGGAAACAUUUAGAAUUUUGCAGCAAUCUAUUGAUCUUAUGUCAGCGGAGGAAGUGCAGAACGUGCUGAUCGCCAACAUCUGCAGAUAUAAAUUUUGGGUGGUACACAGAAGAUAUAAAC
This is a messenger RNA of Sphaeroforma arctica JP610, 2364 nucleotides long. RefSeq names its product tRNA modification GTPase TrmE. The transcript has 9 exons. NCBI's taxonomy places the organism in Eukaryota, Ichthyosporea, Ichthyophonida. Gene Ontology annotation, biological process: tRNA methylation; tRNA wobble uridine modification. The record is from RefSeq and is a predicted model, not a curated record. Gene Ontology annotation, molecular function: protein binding; GTP binding; GTPase activity. Gene Ontology annotation, cellular component: cytoplasm. The coding region runs from base 404 to 2212 and encodes 602 amino acids.